AUGAGCGACGGAAAGCUGUACGCUGCGCGCUACUUUGAUCAUCUCUCUCCGACUUGGUUCCAGUGGAACAAAUUGACCGCCCAUGAUCUCCUGCACCACGUCCAUUCGGUGCCCGAUUUCGCGGGGCGGGAUGUCUGGUUCUGGCUCAAUCAUCCACUGCAGUUCUUUCAAAUUAUGGGUCUAGUCGUCCAAAUUGACAGUGUCGCCGAUGGACGCUAUACAUUUCUCACGAUCGAUGAUGGGAGUGGAGUCAACAUGGAAGCCAAAAUCGAGAGGAGGCCAGCGUGGAGGGACGAAGAACCAGAAUGGAAGGAGAAUUCACAGGUCGAAGAUGUGGAUGUGUUUGUCAAUCUGGGACUCCCAGUAGUUCUCUUACACGGCAAGCAGGUGGAGGUUGGGGAAGUCAUGCUGGUCAAAGGCACGCUUACCACAUUCCGACAUGAAAAGCAGCUUGUGGUGAAAAGAAUGCGGCGUAUGAAGGAUACGAAUGAGGAAGUCGUCUGGUGGGGUCGCAUGGCAGAUUGGAAAAGAACGGUGCUGAGUACACCAUGGGUCAUUACGGAGGCAGAGAAGGCGAGCGUCGAUCAGAGACUGAAGAGAGAGGGGCAUGAGUCGAAUAAAGUGGUAAAGCGAGACUCUCGAAGGGCCGAGAGGAGGAGAGAGUGGGAAGAAAGGCAUUCGGCGAAGGAGGAGAUCAAGCGAAGUCUGCAGGAGGAGAAGAUGAACAGACAUGCUCUCGAGGGGAGCCAUAUCCUACAUAUACCUUGGGAUUGA
Ramularia collo-cygni is the source of this 774-nucleotide messenger RNA. RefSeq lists its product as uncharacterized. The record is from RefSeq and is a predicted model, not a curated record. NCBI's taxonomy places the organism in Eukaryota, Fungi, Ascomycota, Dothideomycetes, Mycosphaerellales, Mycosphaerellaceae. Bases 1 to 774 code for a protein of 257 amino acids. The transcript has a single exon.